AUGGCACAUCCGCGCCAUUUCGCGCACCAAACCCACUCCACCUACUUCGACGUCCAAUCCUCCCUCUUCGGCCCACAUGUAUUUUCAAUAACAGCAAUCGAACCCGACCCGGACGCAAACGUGGAUGACUGGCACGCCUUCGCAGUUAACUCCGCAUAUUACGGCAGCCCUACCUCCCUUCUCUACGCCAUCGCCUCGACCUUCGUGAGUCGAGCGAAGCGCGCGUAUGCAAGUGGCAAGACGUGGGAGGAAUUUGAGAGGGAGGAGUGGAGGGUUGAUAGCGCGGCUGUGGCGAAGGCUGAGGUCGAUCCUGCGAAGAGGAAAGUCUUGAUGCAGGAGAGUUUGGAUAAUGGAGUGAGGUUGGGUGUGCUGAGGGAGUUGAAGGGACGGCUGAGGACAGAGGUAUGGGCCGAGAGGGAGUUGGAGCGGAAGGAUAGUAAGGUGGAUGGGAGGGCUGAUACGCCGGUGGAGAAUGGGAAUGGGGUGGAUGAGGAACGCACGGUGGAGAGAUUUUCUUUGGGGCCUGGGCGGAGGCUUGUGGUGGAGUGGCGCGAGGAUGUGCAUAAGAAAGGCUAA
This is a messenger RNA of Fulvia fulva, 576 nucleotides long. RefSeq lists its product as uncharacterized. Lineage: Eukaryota; Fungi; Ascomycota; Dothideomycetes; Mycosphaerellales; Mycosphaerellaceae. Bases 1 to 576 code for a protein of 191 amino acids. The transcript has a single exon. The record is from RefSeq and is a predicted model, not a curated record.